This is a messenger RNA of Helobdella robusta, 546 nucleotides long. RefSeq lists its product as hypothetical. The transcript has a single exon. NCBI's taxonomy places the organism in Eukaryota, Metazoa, Annelida, Clitellata, Rhynchobdellida, Glossiphoniidae. The coding region runs from base 1 to 546 and encodes 181 amino acids. The record is from RefSeq and is a predicted model, not a curated record.
AUGCACAUAGUUGCUUUAGCAUUAAAGGCAGUUGGAAUCAACGUUGAUAAACUCACUUUGUCAGCAAGCUCUCUUUACGGAUCUAGAAAAGCUAUACGACAAUCUAUCGGAAAAACUAUAAAAAACACAUUUUUGCCUAACACACCUCUUGUGGCUCACUUUGAUGGAAAACUUUUACCUGAUUUUGAUGGUGUAAACAUAGAUCGUCUGCCAAUUGUGGUAUCAGGGAAAAAUGUAGAAAAACUGAUAGCUAUACCAAAAGUUGGCGGUACUGGCAUAAACAUAGGAACCACAAUAGUUCAGUUACUUCAGAAUUGGGAAGGCGUGUCAAAUUGGUUGGCUGGUUUGUGUUUUGACACAACAAGUUGGUGUCCGGAAAAUUCAUCGUGGAAAAUUCAUCGUGGCAAAUUCAUCGUGGGAAAAUUCAUCGUUAGGGAAAAUUCAACGUGGGAAAAUUCAUCGUGGGAAAAUUCAUCGUGGGGGGAAAUUCAUCGUGGGAAAAUUUAUCGUGGAAAAUUCAUCGCGGGAAAAUUUAUCGUGGGGUAA